AGGACGAAUAGAGUUUUGAAAAGAUGGAGCAAAAUGACAAUCAUGCUAGAAGGAAAAGGGGAGGGCUGGUCACAAUGCCCUUCAUCUUUGCUAAUGAGGUUUGUGAGAAGUUGGCUGUGGUGGGUUUCAAUACAAACAUGAUUAGCUACUUGACAACACAGCUUCAUAUGCCAUUAACCAAAGCCGCUAACACCCUCACUAACUUUGGUGGAACUUCAAGCUUAACACCAUUGCUCGGUGCUUUCAUUGCCGAUUCAUAUGCUGGAAAGUUUUGGACCAUCACCGUUGCUUCCAUUAUAUACCAAAUUGGGAUGAUUAGUUUGACAUUAUCAGCAAUACUUCCACCGUUUAGACCACCUCCUUGUAAAGGUGAAGGGGUAUGCCAAGAAGCUAGUGCAGGACAGCUGGCAGUUCUCUAUGUGUCAUUGCUACUAGGGGCACUCGGGUCGGGUGGGAUCCGACCCUGUGUGGUGGCAUUUGGAGCUGACCAGUUUGAUGAAUCGGAUCCCAAGCAAACAAAGACAUGGACUUAUUUCAAUUGGUACUAUUUUGUUAUGGGUGGAUCCAUACUUGUCGCUGUCACUGUUCUUGUUUAUAUUCAAGAUAACAUUGGAUGGGGAUGGGGCCUUGGAAUCCCCACUGUGGCAAUGUUUAUCUCAAUUGUUACUUUCUUUAUUGGAUAUCCACUUUACCGGAACUUGGACCCGGCCGGGAGCCCGUUUACUCGAUUGGUACAAGUAACUGUUGCUGCAUUUCGUAAGAGAAACAUAACAAAUGUACCCCAAUCCAAUUUGCUAUACCAAAAUGAUGAAUUAGAUGCCUUUAUUUCUUUGGGUGGGAAGCUUCUUCAUACCGAACAGAUGAAAUUUUUGGACAAGUCAGCUAUUGUGACAGAAGAAGACAACAGUAAAACACCCAACUUAUGGAAGCUAAACACAGUUCAUAGAGUGGAGGAAUUGAAGUCCUUAAUAAGGAUGGGCCCAAUUUGGGCUUCAGGAAUUCUUCUCAUAACAGCCUAUGCUCAACAAAACACAUUCUCACUCCAACAAGCCAAAACCAUGGACAGACAUCUUAUCAAGUCCUUCCAAAUCCCAGCUGGGUCAAUGUCUGUCUUCACAAUCCUCACUAUGCUCAUCACCACUGCCUUCUAUGACCGGGUAUUCAUCCGUGUAGCCCGUAGAUUCACUGGACUUGACCGUGGUAUUAGCUUCCUUCACAGAAUGGGAAUUGGGUUUGUGAUUUCAACCUUGGCCACUUUGGUUGCUGGGUUCAUUGAAGUGAAGAGAAAGAAGGCGGCUCUGGCCCAUGGGCUUAUUGACCAUUCUCAAGCCACAAUCCCAAUAUCAGUAUUUUGGCUUGUGCCACAAUACAGCCUUCAUGGAAUGGCUGAGGCCUUUAUGUCCAUUGGGCAUCUAGAGUUUUUCUAUGACCAGGCCCCAGAGAGUAUGAGGAGCACUGCCAUGGCACUUUUUUGGACUGCAAUUUCUGUUGGGAACUAUGUGAGUACCCUUCUGGUUACCUUGGUCCACAAGUUUAGUGCUGGGCCUGAUGGGUCAAAUUGGCUUCCUGAUAAUAACCUGAACAAGGGGAAGUUGGAGUACUUUUACUGGCUCAUCACCCUAUUGCAGCUUUUUAAUCUUAUUUACUACUUAUGUUGCGCAAAGUUGUACACUUACAAGCCAAUUCAGGUUCAUUACAAAGGGGAUAAUAGUUCAGAAGAGAACCAAAUUGAGCUUGGUAUCAGAGUUUAAGUGCAACUUUAUAGGGGGUUUAGUUGUUUAGAUUUUCGAGUUCCUCACCUUUUUUAGUGGCCACUCUUGUAGAGACUAGAAUGAAAGUAUCGAUUAGCUCGUAUCUUUGUUAACAUAUCUGCAAUAUAAAUAAUGAUUAUUAUUAUUAUUAUAGAUAAUCAUCACCAUCCAUUU
Molecule: messenger RNA, 1925 nt
Organism: Gastrolobium bilobum
Lineage: Eukaryota; Viridiplantae; Streptophyta; Magnoliopsida; Fabales; Fabaceae
Product: protein NRT1/ PTR FAMILY 3.1
Exons: 4
Coding region: 24-1751 (575 amino acids)
Biological process (GO): transmembrane transport
Cellular component (GO): plasma membrane
Molecular function (GO): transmembrane transporter activity
Source: RefSeq, a predicted model, not a curated record